This is a messenger RNA of Podarcis raffonei (Aeolian wall lizard), 3448 nucleotides long. RefSeq names its product ras homolog family member T1 (gene RHOT1). Gene Ontology annotation, cellular component: mitochondrial outer membrane. Gene Ontology annotation, molecular function: calcium ion binding; GTPase activity; GTP binding. The coding region runs from base 240 to 2363 and encodes 707 amino acids. NCBI's taxonomy places the organism in Eukaryota, Metazoa, Chordata, Lepidosauria, Squamata, Lacertidae. The transcript has 21 exons. Gene Ontology annotation, biological process: small GTPase-mediated signal transduction; mitochondrion organization; mitochondrion transport along microtubule. The record is from RefSeq and is a predicted model, not a curated record.
GUCACUCUAGCCCGGCCGCCGCCGCCCCUCCCCAUCUCUAUGGGCCGCGGAGGGGGGGAAGGUUGCGAGCGGGGCGGCGGAGUCAACGAGGAGCCGGUUGCUGGCUGAGGCGAGAGAGGGCGGGAGGUUUCAGCAGGCCGCGGGGCUCUCCGCCUUCCCCCUUCCCUCCCUUCGGCCUCAUGUGAGCGGGGCCCCCGGCUUGCGAGGGCCCGGCGGGAGAGAGAGAGAGGAGCGGGGCGAUGAAGAAGGACGUGAGGAUCCUGCUGGUGGGAGAACCCAGAGUUGGGAAGACCUCACUUAUUAUGUCUCUUGUCAGUGAAGAAUUUCCCGAAGAGGUUCCUCCACGAGCAGAAGAAAUCACCAUUCCAGCUGAUGUUACCCCAGAGAGAGUGCCAACCCAUAUAGUGGAUUAUUCAGAAUCUGAACAAAGUGACGAACAGCUCCAUAAUGAAAUAUCGCAAGCGAAUGUAAUCUGCAUAGUAUAUGCAGUUAACAACAAGAAUUCAAUUGAAAAGGUAACAAGUCGAUGGAUUCCUCUCAUUAAUGAAAGAACAGACAAAGACAGCAGGCUGCCUCUUAUACUAGUUGGGAACAAAUCAGAUCUGGUUGAAUACAGUAGUAUGGAGACGAUCCUUCCCAUUAUGAACCAAUAUACAGAGAUAGAAACUUGCGUAGAGUGCUCAGCCAAGAACUUGAAGAACAUAUCCGAACUAUUUUAUUAUGCGCAGAAAGCUGUUCUACAUCCUACAGGACCCCUCUAUUGUCCAGAGGAAAAAGAGAUGAAGCCUGCCUGUAUAAAAGCACUAACUCGGAUCUUCAGGAUUUCCGAUCAGGAUAACGAUGGCACCCUUAAUGAUGCAGAACUCAACUUCUUUCAGCGAAUUUGUUUUAAUACACCGUUGGCACCUCAAGCACUGGAAGACGUAAAGAAUGUAGUCCGGAAAAAUCUAAGCGAUGGAGUUGCAGAUAAUGGAUUAACAUUAAAGGGUUUUCUUUUUCUACACACACUAUUUAUUCAGCGAGGGAGACAUGAAACAACCUGGACAGUAUUGCGGCGUUUUGGAUAUGAUGAUGACCUCGAGCUGACACCAGAGUAUUUAUUUCCUUUAUUAAAAAUACCUCCGGACUGCACAACAGAGUUGAAUCACCAUGCCUAUUUGUUCCUCCAAAGCAUUUUUGAUAAGCAUGAUUUGGACCGAGAUUGUGCUUUGUCUCCUGAUGAACUCAAGGAUUUGUUCAAAAUCUUCCCUUAUAUGCCGUGGGGACCAGAUGUCAACAGCACUGUUUGUACAAACGAAAGGGGAUGGAUAACGUAUCAGGGAUUUCUCUCUCAGUGGACACUAACUACGUAUUUGGAUGUACAGCGCUGCCUGGAAUAUUUGGGCUACUUAGGAUAUUCAAUAUUGACUGAACAGGAAUCCCAGGCAUCAGCAAUUACAGUAACUAGAGAUAAAAAGAUUGACCUGCAGAAAAAACAGACUCAGAGGAACGUGUUCAGGUGCAAUCUAAUUGGGUUGAAAGGCUCUGGAAAAAGUGGAGUCCUCCAGGCACUGCUUGGAAGAAACCUAAUGAGACAGAAGCAUAUACGUCCAGAGCACAAAUCUUAUUAUGCAAUUAAUACAGUCUAUGUGUAUGGACAGGAAAAAUACUUACUGUUGCAUAACGUUUGUGAAUCUGACUUCUUAUGUGAUUCUGAAAUCAUGUGUGAUGCUGUAUGCCUAGUUUAUGAUGUCAGCAACCCCAAAUCCUUUGAAUACUGUGCCAGGAUUUUUAAGCAACACUUCAUGGACAGCAGGAUACCUUGCUUAGUGAUAGCUGCCAAGUCAGACCUUCAUGAAGUUAGACAAGAGUACAGCAUUUCCCCGGCCGAAUUCUGCAAAAAACACAAAAUGCCUCCACCACAAGCCUUUUCUUGUAACACGGUUGAUGCACCGAGUAAGGACAUCUUUGUUAAGUUGACAACGAUGGCCAUGUAUCCCCAUGCCCGAUUACGCUGUAUGUGCACCUGCAACAGGUGUACAUUUUGCAUCUGUCAGAACCUCCUCAACUCAGACUUGCUGCAAUCUGUAAAGAACAAACUCUUCACCGCAGUUCUUAACAGGUUAAGAGCCGCUGUAGCUGAAUUGGGUGCCAUGCUGUUAUCAGACGAGGAGAGCAGUAUUGUUCACCAGGUGCACGCCGUCCGCUCUGUAGAGGAUUCCAUCUUCAUGGAGUCAUCCCUUGAUCCUCAGUUACUUGAAGACAGGCAUGUGACGCAAGCAGACCUCAAGAGCUCCACCUUUUGGCUUCGAGCGAGUUUUGGUGCUACAGUCUUUGCCGUUUUGGGCUUUGCCAUGUACAGAGCAUUACUAAAGCAGCGAUGAUCUGGAAGAAAAGCACGUUUCUCGCAGGGGAGGGGCCUACCAAAAGGGAAAGAGAAAGAAACUUUUAUGUACAUUCUAAAUCCGCUAGAAAUAUUUAUAUAUGCGAGUUACUUUAUUACUUGUAAUUCAUGGAUAAGAUUAUUUUAAAUGAUAGCUCUAAACUUGCAGUAUUGCGAUGGUUGUGGAAGAUGUUUUUGCAUUACAGUGGCUAACUGAAAACGGCUACAUUUGUUAAGGCCCAAAGGGAAUUAUUGUAAAUAUAACUUGUAUAUAUUAAGGCAGCGAGCCAGAAUGUCCCCCAAAGUUAUUAUAAUUGGCAUUAAUAGAUGUUUCAAAUGGAGUGAGCGAGAGUGUAAUUAGAAUUUGUUUUAAGCAAUGUAGGUUCAAGUCCAGGAUCACCAUUCAUUUAUUUAUUUCACAGGUGUGUGACAUUCUCUCUUUGGGCUCACAGUGCUUGGGGGAGGGCUGAGUUCCCUCCUCUUUCAGUAACUGAACUUUACCCCACGGAUCUUAUUUCACAAGUGUUUCAUUCCCACUGCAGCUUUUAUUGGACUUGGAUUGAUUAUUUUUACAUCCUAGGUUAAGCAGCAAAAUGUGCCGCAGGUCAAGGACGGGGGGUGGGAGAGAAGGAGAGCUGUGCAUUCCCUCCGAUAGAAGAGCACCAAGCAGCAUCCGUGUGUUUGUCAGAAUCUUGACUCUUGUGUGCCAUUCCGCAACUCUCUCGUUUCCCACUCUGUUGUGUUUUGCAGACUUUUCAAGGUGGGGCGGCGGCAAUCAAUUUGUAUAUUACAACUGUUUAUAAUUCCAAAGUGUUUUGUUUCAUCCUCACUUCCGCAAGCCGUUCUCCCAAAAGCUGGGCGUAUGGGGUAGAGCCGAAAUAUUACACAGUGCUUUACUCUCUACUUGGUAGAUUAGUUGCAUGGUUUGCACUGCGUCCUAUACUUCGCUGGAAUUACCUGUAGGUGGCAUUUUUGAACAAAAAAGAAGGUCAGGAAACCUCAUAAGCGGAAAUUCCUCACUGUCAAACCUAUUUCCUCCCCCCAUCACUGGCCUUUUCAAGUAUUUCAAUAAAUAACUCUACUGUG